Penicillium cataractarum is the source of this 1740-nucleotide messenger RNA. RefSeq names its product Ytp1 family protein. The coding region runs from base 1 to 1740 and encodes 579 amino acids. The transcript has 4 exons. NCBI's taxonomy places the organism in Eukaryota, Fungi, Ascomycota, Eurotiomycetes, Eurotiales, Aspergillaceae. The record is from RefSeq and is a predicted model, not a curated record.
AUGCGGCUGUUAGUUACCCGCGCUGCCUUUGCGGCAGUCUUUCUCGCGUGCCUUGCGACGGCCGUUCCACAUGGAGACGACGAGCAUUCGGAUAUGGACAUGGGCAUGAGCAUGGAUAUGAAUUCCGGUGCUGUCGCGACACCGGCGCCAACGGCGCAUCCGAAUAGCGAGGGUCCCAUGAGCUACUUUGCGUAUGGGAAGCACUCGGGCGCCAUUAUGGCGCACAUUGCGCUGAUGAUGCUUGGUUGGUGCAUUGUUCUGCCAGCUGCAAUUAACGGGCUUGCGACAGCUGUUAUGCUUAGCAUUGGACGCUCGCGACUUGCGCUCCCGUCGCAGUUCCUCUUCCUGCUGGUCAAUGCGUUCGGUUUGUUGCUCGGUAUCGUCUACAACAGUCAGACUCCCGAUCUGUACGAGAACAACGCGCACCACAAGAUUGGUUGGAUCGCGACGUGGGUGAUCAGCGCUCAGGUGGUCCUAGCUCUGAUCUUUGCUUAUGCGGGCCGCGGCGAGUCCAAGUCGAACCAUACAUCCUAUGAGCAUGCUUCGUUCUUACCCGUCGCAACAGAGGAGCAUGAACACACGUUCCCGACGGGUCCCAUGCACGAGUACCGCUGGUCCAGAGAUAGCGGCCAAGGUACUGAGCCCAACUCACCUAGCCACAGCCCCGGAUCGCCCUCUUUCGAGUCGCCUUCUGAAUGCGACGGCUUUGAGAAGCCGGAGGAAGACCUUCCAGCACAGCCGGCUGCACCGCGUGGGUGGUUGCACAGCACCUUUGUGGACCGUUUCCUGUCGAAUCGCGUUCCGGGAAUGGUCUCGAGCCGUGUACUGCGCAUCUUCAAUGGGGUGUACAACGUCAUUGAUCGCAUUAUUCUGCCAUUCGGGUUCAUUGCCAUCGCCACCGGUGCUGUGACCUAUGGCGGUAUUAUGCGGAAUCGCGAAAUCUUCAACGGUCUGGCUCACUUCAUCAAGGGUGGCAUCUUCUUCUGGUAUGGUGUUUUGACCCUGGAAGCCCCCGCGUCCGUCGUUGGCUGGAAGUCCAAGGUCCCCUCUGGCGAGUUUGUCGAGUCCUUUGUGAUCUGGUUGUAUGGUGUCACCAAUGUGUUCCUUGAGCACCUUUCCAGUGCAGGCGGGGCCUGGUCUGCGACUGAUCUGGAGCACGCCUCUAUCUCAGUUAUGUUCUUUGGCGGUGGCUUGGCCGGUAUGCUCUUCGAAUCCUCGCGUAUCCGAGAAGCUCUCAACAAUACCAUUCUUCGAUCCCCCGCCCACAACACCCGCGACGAGAACUGGCAGGUUCCCCGUUCGCAGGGUGUGCCUCUUAACCCGAUGCCGGCUCUGAUCAUCCUCUUGCUGGGUAUGAUGAUGGGUUCGCACCACCAGACCAGCAUGACCUCGACCAUGGUGCACAAGCAGUGGGGCAACAUGCUGGUGGGCUUCGCGCUGGCUCGCGGUAUGACUUACAUCCUACUGUUCCUGCGCCCACCCACCUCGUAUCUGCCUGCCCGCCCACCAACCGAGAUUGUUGCGGCAUUCUGUCUGAUGGCGGGUGGACUGAUCUUCAUGCUGAGCACGCGCAACGUGAUCGAGGCGAUGGAAUACUAUGACGUGGAUGCGAUGUUCACCUUUACGGUGGGCAUGGGAUUCACUGCAUUCGUCAUGGCGUUGGAGAUUCUCUUCAUCGCCUUGAAGGCGUGGGCUGUGAAGCGCGAGCAUCGUCCUCAGCUGGGGUAUCGCUUCCCGUGA